Medioppia subpectinata is the source of this 564-nucleotide messenger RNA. The record is from the annotation of a GenBank genome assembly. NCBI's taxonomy places the organism in Eukaryota, Metazoa, Arthropoda, Arachnida, Sarcoptiformes, Oppiidae.
UAAAAUAAACACAUGAUGAAUUUACUUGUGACAAUUUCUUGGCUCCUGUCAAUUGUAUUGGUUGUAGACGCAUUCACAUUCAGUGCUCAACAGAUAUCUCAAGUAAAAAAUGGGCGCAAUUUCAAAGGCCGGGUAGUGUUGGUCACCGGGUCGUCGUCGGGCAUCGGAGAGGCUAUUGUCAAACUGUUUAGUCUAUUGGGCGCUAAAGUGGUGGUCACCGGCAGGAGUGCCGCCAAACUCAAGCGAGUGGCUCACGAGGCGUACCAAUUGUCGCCCAAAAAAAUAAAACCGCUGGAAGUGGUGGCGGAUGUGACAAAAAGUGAUGAUUUGAAGAGACUUAUUGACGAGACAAUUAAAACUUAUGGUAAAUUAGACGUAUUGGUCAAUAACGCGGGUGUUUUUAAACUAUCGGGCAUUAGAGAUAAGAAAAAUUUCAUGAAGACAUACGACCAGAUAUUUCAGGUAAAUGUCAGACCUGUGCUUGAGUUAAGUCAAUUGGCUGUACCACAUCUGGAGAGAAACAACGGUACCAUUAUUAGCACAUCAAGUUUAAUGGCCGAACAU